AUGAACUUUGCUGAAAAUUUUGCUUCAGAGUAUAUUCACAGUAUUCUUGAUUUCAUUUUAGCAGGAAAUCCAAUUUUCAUGGAACCUAAACGAGUUAAUCGAAUUGAUUUAAAGAUAUCAUCUGAAAAUGCAGUGAAAUUUGAUUCAUUUUCCUUUAUCUCUCUAAGGAAGCAAAUUUAUGAUAGCGAAAAGGAAAAAAUUAUUAGCGAUUGGUCUAAGGGAAAUAUGCUGUUCGAAAGCAUUCUACAGUCAUCUUUUGAAACAUUUUGGUCAACCAUAUUGCAUUCGAAUUUUUUCGAUAUAAUUGAUUCCUAUCUUGAAAGCUAUCCGAGGCCUUGGGAAUAUGAAAAAUUAAACAACCAUUUGAAUAGCGAUUUAAAAUUAUGCUCAGUUGUUGAAGAAAUUUAUCGCAAAGGAUUAUUACUAGUUGUUCGAUUAUUAAUUUAUCAAGAAAACGAGGAAUUAUUUCUUGAUAGAGAUUUUCAUUCAGAAUUGCUAUUUAACAGCCAAUUAUUAUCUCUUGAUAGGCUUUUAAAGGUUGUAGCCAUUUAUUCUUCGUCCAAUCGCGAUAUGAUUAAUUGGAUUAUUAAAAAAUGUUUGGAAAGUUGUCCACAGUUAGGAGAUGAACUAUUAAAUCAAGCAUACGUCAGUGAACUGGAAAUGGAAAAUGUGGUAAGUGGAUGUGAACAAAUCAUGAAUAUAAGUCAACCAGUUGAUUCGACCCAAAAUUUGGAUAGCCAAAUAAUUUUUUUUUUGGAGACUGGAAUUGAAAUUCUUGGAAAUUUAUCCGCGCUAAUAUCAUUUCUUCCUCAUAUAUCAUUCGAAUGUAUUUCAAAUUGUUUUUUGAGUUUACCCAGCAUUAUCGAACGCUUGGAUGCAUGUUUCUCAUUGUCAAAAUGUACUUCUGUUAUCAAGAAUAUGCCGAUGAUUCGGAAAAUAAUUUCGUUAAUGGACAUUAUCAGAUAUCAUGCAAUAGAACUCUUUCAUUCUUUCCUCUCCAUUCAUCCAAAAGUGGACAAUCUUGCCUGUGUUAUUCGUAAAACUUUUGCCUCUGAACGUUUUAUUUUUUAUUUCAAUCAACUUUAUCCUUUAAAUGUGAUUUUGGAUGGACUCUACGAAAGUGGUAUUUAUAAAGAUUGUGACAUUCGUGCUAUGAAUAUUUUAUUGAAUGAUAUAAGUCUGCGUCAAAUUAAUAAUAUUUCUGAAGAAUAUAGGAAUAAUGGAAUGUUCAUUAAUUUGGGACGAACGAAUGACGAGAAAAUUCAGUCGAUUAUGAAUAAUUUAGUGGAUAUGUUACCUCAUUAUUCCAUUCAUUUUAUUCACUUAUGUUUACGGCAUUUUGGCUACAAUGAAGAAGAAACAACAAACGCACUUUUAUGCACAGAUUUAUUGCCACUUGAUUUAAGAGCAUUGUUAAAUGUUGAGUUUAAUCAAGAAAAACUAACGACUAUAUCGGCAAAGAAUAUUGUUUACUUUUCGGAUUCCAAUGAUUGUAAUUCAAAUGAAAAUCUUAUAUUGUCGCCUUCGCCACAAAAUGCUUCAAAUUCAAAAUCCAAUUGUUUGCAUAAAGUAACUGAUAACGAUAAUGGUAAUGAAUUGUCAGAUUUAGAAACUAUUUGGAAUCGCCUUGAAAGAAUUGCUUUAAUUUGUACAAAUUCAUCGACAAAUGCUUGCCCUGUAAGCCGUGAAAGCGAUUCAACUUGUAAGGAAACGUUUUUGAAAAGAAACCGUUUGGAAGUGUUUCACAUUCCCGAACGAGAAAAAAUUGCUUUACGACCAACUUAUCAAAAAUAUCGUUAUGUUGAGGAGGCGAGCUCGGAAAAUAAUGAUUGUUAUGAUGAUGAAUAUGAUGAUGCAUUUGGCGAUCGACAACUUUAUAAUACUAUUGAUUUUGGCGAUGACGAUGGCCUUCAAAAGGAAGAAAUUUUAGACGGCGUGGAACCGAAUCGUAAUCAUUUAAUAGAAGAAAGUGAUAAUGACAUUUUUUCUGAUGAUGAUCAGCAAGAAAACGUAGGCGAAGGAACAAAAUCGAACAAAAAAAAAAGCAAAUUUAUAAUGCCCAUAGUAGAAAAAAAUGUACCUACAUCUCAUAUUGCAGCGAAUAUUGGUGAUAAUAAUAAGAAUGACAAGGGUGAUUUGAAUAAAAAAGAAAACAAAGCAAGUGGAUCUAAAAGAUUUCCUGCAGAUACCAAAAAUUCUUCGUACACCGGUGGGCGACAACGUCAACUCAAAGAAAGGCACAAAGGUUCCAGCAGACGUUAUCUUGCCGAUAAGAAAAGAGGUUCUGGAAUGUUUUAA
Dracunculus medinensis (Guinea worm) is the source of this 2298-nucleotide messenger RNA. The record is from the annotation of a GenBank genome assembly. NCBI's taxonomy places the organism in Eukaryota, Metazoa, Nematoda, Chromadorea, Rhabditida, Dracunculidae.